AUGAUAUGCAAAGUGAAAGCUAGAGGAAAAUUUGAUAUAUCAGUCCUUGAAGAACAAGAUGAAAAUGUUUCACCAAUUGUUGAAGUUGCUUAUCAAGAGGAAGAGAUAUCCACUCCAAAUCAUGUUCUCACAGAUAUAGAUAUUGAUGAUGUUAAUAUUAUUUUUAAUGUUGAUGAAGAGGAAUUAAAUGAAAUGGAAAUUGAGGAGCUUCAAUGUGUUUUGAAUGGCAAUCAAGUUAUUGUAGAUAAUGAAGAGUUAGAGGAAGAACUUAAAGAUUUUGAAUCAGAUGAAGAAACACAAGAUGAAAUAGAUUGUGACUCUAAUAAUAGUGAUAGUGAAUUUUUGUAG
Molecule: messenger RNA, 348 nt
Organism: Zingiber officinale
Lineage: Eukaryota; Viridiplantae; Streptophyta; Magnoliopsida; Zingiberales; Zingiberaceae
Product: probable DNA-directed RNA polymerase subunit delta
Exons: 1
Coding region: 1-348 (115 amino acids)
Source: RefSeq, a predicted model, not a curated record